CCAAUGUACAUCCAUCUGCUCGUAUACUGCAUCAGCCGACACGGGUUUGUGUGAGCGUCACAGAUUUUUUUUUUCUUCUUCUUCCUCUUCUUUCCUCACCUUCCCCUUUCUCGAUUUUUUUUGUUCCAGUAGAGCAUCUCUCUCCUUCUGCUUUCUCUCUCCCCCCUCUCUUGCUCUCGCUCUCUUCUCUUCUCUUCUCUCUCUCUUUCUCUCUCUACACCGCCCACUCCACUCACCGCCGCCUCGCCGGCUUCUUCUUCGCCUGCCUCACCACAUCGCCCGCUGCCCCCUUUUCUGCAUUUUUUUUAAAGGAGAAGGAGAGAAAGCACAUUUCAGGGACCAAAAAAAGAGAGAUACACAAGAAAAAAGCACCAAACAAACUGGGAGAAAAGAGAUCACCAUGGCGAGCACCGAGGAUAAACCGGCCAACAAGGAGAACACGUCCAGCUGGAAGGACUCCUUUUACAACCCGAGGACCGGGGAGGUGCUGGGUCGCACGGCCAGCAGCUGGGGUAAGAAUCCCCCCCGAUUUAUUCAGCAUUCAGUUACCAGAUUUGCUUUGACAUUCACGCUCCUGUCAUCUAAUAUGGCGCCUCCCAUUUACCAUCAUCAGUGGUUUUUAGAUGUGUCCCUCUUGAAGCAAAAAACCUACUUCAAAUUUCUGUGCAUGAAUGGAUUACAGUGACAGCUAUAUGGAUAUUGUUUCAGUGAAGGAGCCAUCAUUGGCCUACAUGAAGGUGUAGAGGAGAAGCCUGUACCAAGAGGAAGAUGAAUGAUGCUAGGAAAGGUGUGCUCCACUGUCUUUGCUGCAAAGGCAGAAAGACUCAUCCAGGUGAUCUCUAAUGAAACAGCAGGGAUUGAUUCUAAGCCAUAUUUAUCACCUGAAUAAAUAGGAUUAUCAAGAUUAUAACAGAGGAGACUCGAGCUGAUGAAAAGCUCCCAUUACUUAAUCAUCCAUGAGGAGUGCGCUUCAGCAUUCCUGAGGUGAAUCUAUGGCUCAACAUGUCAUACAUUAUUUUAUGUAAUGAUUCUCCGGUCACUUCCACAUUGAGGUAGUAACACAACACCUACCCUCCCUCCAGCAGCAGGCUCCUAUAGGCUCGCGCAGUGCUGUCGGGCUGCUUGGGCCCCUGUGCUGCUGUGCAGUGGGAUGCUCCAUUGCAGUUGCAUGGCCGCCCACAUUAGCAUGCCUGUCAAGGUCAAAUGGGAUUCCCCUCUCUCCUCUUUCUCUCUCUUUCACGCACUAGGCAGGUGCAUUGUGGGAUACUGUUGGGGGGGAAUGAGAGAAAGGGGGAAUGUACAGCAGGAAGCUGAGGGGUCCAUCUCUUUUUUUUCACCCCCCCCUCCUUGUCAACUUAGAGGGCAUCUGUGGUGUGCAGGCUGGAUGGUGAACCAUUUUGAGUCAGAUGUUUGCUAAACUGUGGCUCUGUCUCCUCUCUCUCCCUUGAAUUCAAUGAAAUAGGCUGUAGAAGCGUUGUGCAUGAUAUCGCAUCGCUGAAUCUGGUGUGAUUUGAGUGAAAAAUAGGCUCAGCUCUGUUAGCAGCGAGUAGCAUUUCCCCUUCAUCCAAAAUGGUUUCUCUAUUACGGAUUGGACAUUCAGAUGACAGUUUUCUUCAGAGGAAAUCAAAAGGCUUUUGUUCCAGGUUGUGUGGAAAAGAUGUAGUUAAUUAUACAUGACCCAUUUUUAUGUCCCUUUUCUCCUCAUUAUGUCUCCUCUCUCUCUUUCUAUUCCAUUUCCUCUAACUUCCUCCAGCCCUCAUCCUGCUCUUCUACUUGGUUUUCUACUGUUUCCUGGCUGGUAUGUUUGCCCUCACCAUGUGGGUCCUCCUGCUCACUCUAGAUGACAACGUGCCAAGGUACCGAGACCGCGUUCCCAGUCCAGGUUAGUGUCUCUCCAGACUCAGAAAAAGAGGCAGGAGAACAAGGAGCUUUCAGCUGCAAUAAAUUCUCUUUCAGACAUUCAUUAUUCAUACUCACACCAAUGUGCUGCUGUCACAAUAAUGUGCAACAUAACAGCUGCUUUUUGUAUCGAUCUAUUUUGAAAUUCUCUUCCUGUGUGACAUAGGCAGCCAGGAAUGUUUUCUCUCCGGCUGUAAUUCGAGACAAACUCCAAUGCUGGAUGUGCAUUAGUUUCUCCUGUUUGGAUUGUUUGCAGCACUAUUCGAUGUUUACAUCGUUUUUUUGUGCUUCUGUCAGGGUUGGUGAUACGUCCAAACUCCCUGGACAUCCAUUUUAACAAGUCAGACCCACAGAAGUAUCUUCAGUAUGUCCAACACCUGGAGUCCUUCCUGCAGAGUAAGUGUCUUUCCUCCCUGAUGAAGAGAUAAAUGCAUAUUAAAACAGAUUCUGCUCUCCUUUCCUGGAUCUCCUUUCCUAUGAGUCAUUCCAUUUAUCCGAAAACAUGCUCUUAUUCUCAGGGUAUAAUGACACAGAGCAGGAGAAGAACCUUGACUGCCCCCGAGGAGACUAUUUCAUGCAGGAUGACACAGAGGACGAAGCCAAGAAAGCUUGUCGCUUCAAGAGGGGCUCUUUGAGUCUCUGCUCCGGCCUCUCUGACACCAACUUUGGCUAUUCUGAGGGACGACCCUGCGUGCUGCUCAAAAUGAACAGGGUAACGACAUUUCCACAAAGCCAAACCUUAAAGAAAGAGAAGUACAGAAGGAAACGUUGUCAGCCUUUUAAUCCUCCCUAACAGCUUUUUAUCUCCAUUUCUGACAGCUCCCAAAAUGAGGCAUUAAGUUGAUUCAUUAGCAGCAUUUCACCUUGUAACGAUGCCUAUUCAAAGUCCAUGAUUGCAGGUCUAGGUUACAUCUUUAGCAUGCCAUAAGGGCAACAAGGACUGGUAUGAUGUGGAUCAGAUAUAUGUAUCUGUCCACACUGUUAGACAUCCUGCUGACCUCCUACAGAAAAUAGAAAGAGUCCACAUAGAGCAACAACACAGCAUAUUUCAGGAGCUUGAGUAAUGAUGAACACAUGUAGUAGGUCCUCAUUGAGGAUGGUUCCCUGAGACCCAUGGCACCGCUAAUCUAGCACUAAAAUAUCUGAGAUAUUGGAGAAACACAGUUUAAGCACAUGAACGGUUAAAAAUCCUCCUAACACCCUCUUCUGUUUUUCUCAUCUCCCAGAUUAUUGGCCUGAAGCCCCGCGGAGACCCUUACAUCAACUGCACAGUAAAAGUAAAUAUGUUUUUCCUCUCUGUGAUGUAAUAUAUGUGCGACUUGCCUGUGUGUGUAUUGUGUUUUUCAUUUCCUUCACAAAAAUAGCUGUGGUGAUCAUAACAGUCUCAAUAUUUUCUUUCUGUUGAUUUCAUUUCUUCCUUCUUUUUCUUUGUUUUUGUGUCUGAUUUCUUUCUGCAUGCUGUCACUGACGGCUUUAGGGUAAGAUUAUAUGUAAAUUACCAGGAUGAUAAGGCCAGUAGGAGUCUUAACACACUUUCUAUUAUGUAACAGUUCAUUAUGCAAGUGCCAUUAAACCCAUCUCAGUGCCAUUUUAAAGUCGGUAAUAAUCUAACAGGCAUAAAUUUCAACUACAGAUGUCUCAUAGCAGAUUUUAGGUAGAACACAUCAUGUUUUAUUUAAACCUCUUUGCUAACAACCUAGGGUCAUUAAUUUUCCUUUUUUGUGUCCUGUCUCAUGUGAUCCUGAAAAAGAUGGUCUUAACUGCAGCUAAACUAACAAAAUAAAUUGCUUUUUAUUUUUUUAAAACUCCCAUUUACUAACAUAUUUCCCCUUUUUGCAGAGAGAAAACCCAAUUCAAAUGAUAUAUUACCCCAGUGAAGGGCGCAUUGAUAAAAUGUACUUCCCCUACUACGGCAAGAAAGCCCAUGUAAGUAAUUUUCCACUACCCAGCUUGCACUUGCUGAUGUCCUGGCGUAAAUGUUUGAUUGACAUGCAUCUAUUUCUUCGCUGCAGGAGGAUUAUGUGCAGCCCCUGGUGGCCGUGAAGCUGCUGCUCACCAAGGAGGACUACAACAAGGAGCUGCCGAUAGAGUGCAGGGUAGAGGGCUCUGACCUCCGCAACAACGACGAGAGGGACAAGUUCCUCGGCCGUGUCACCUUCAGGAUCAAGGUGGUCGAUUAAAGAGAGGAGAAAGCCAAUAAAAGGGAGAACCCCAAUGCAGAGGCUGCCAAUGUUUGCUAAGGAUUUGUGUUUAAAAUUUGAAAUAAAGGGAAGAAAGCGUCAAAUAAGUCACAAAGGUGGCAUUUUUAGUGAAGUAUGGAUUAGCAGUGUGAUGCAAAUGAGUCCAGAGCCAGGUAGAUACAGAUAUUGAAUGUUGCUUUGUGGACAUUUCUGACCUUUCUUUCCUUCAUGAUUCCUUGCUGAUCUCCGCAAACAUCCUCAGAACAUCCAUCAAGCUCUGCUCCUCCAUCCAUUUGUCUGCCCUUUCUUUCACCCGUUGCACUGCUCAUUCCUCAUCCUUCUUGUUUUUCAGAAUAGGUGUGAUUAGAUAACUUAUAGCCAUUGCAACCAAGCCAUGGAGCUGUUGUGUAAUUGCAGAUAUAUCAUUUUCUUGUAAAUUUUUUUUUUUUUUUUAGAUCUUUCUGCUUCAGGAAGAGAGUGUUGUUUUCAUCUCUCCACAAUGUUCGAAUGACUGUAUUAUCGCCAGAGUUGAGAGGAUUUUUAUCUUGCUGUAUAGUACAAGUGAGAGGGUAGAACAUUUCCAAACAUAUCUCCAGAGUAUUCACAUUAUCACAUCACAAAGACUUCAUAGGAACGUAUGAACCUUGAUAAUCAAGUAUAGCCACCGUAUCCCUGUAUAUGAAAAUGCCAAUUACAAAGUCCCUUUCUACGUAUAAAUACAUUGUGAUCCUUAUCAUAUUUAGGGAAUUAUAGAUAGAUCUUUGUGUUGUGGCCUGCAUGGCUGCAACAACAGUAUUGUGCCGUUUGUCUUUCUGUCCGUCUGUCUGCAUGUCCGUCUAUUUGUCCGUCUGCCCGUCUUCCUGUUUUUACUCACCUCUCCACAGCAAUAGCUGACAUGUGGGUGAGCCGUCCAGGACUAGAUGAGUUGACUCGCUCCACCUCACGGGGUGCUGCGGAACGAUGGUGGCUGAAGAGACACAUACACACACGCACACACAUACACGCACACAUACACACACAGAAGGUACAGUGUAUAAAAUGCUCUUAAGGCCGAGAGGCGCUGGGGAGGCGUUGCAAAAAUAUAAAGUUCACUGUAACUAUGUACUGUAUAUCUUAUACGUGAUCUGUAUAUCUAUCUGGGUCUCAAAGAUUGUUUGUUAGUUUUCGCUCUUCAGCCUGUUGAUCUGAUUGUCUGCCAAUCUAUUACUCUUCAAUGUAUAUAUAUACACUAUCUACCAUAUUUACUUAAUUCACACUGUAUUUUUGUCACAAAACACAAUGUCUGUGCACUGUAAAGAAAUAAUUUAAGCAAAGAUUUACAGGAAAUUAUCUUAUUCAAAGCUAUGUUUACACAGUCUUAAAAGGAACCCGCAUUUGAAAGAACAACUUGUAACAUCUCUUCAGGGUGCCUUAAGACCUGAUGAAAUAAAUUGUGAAAUAAAAGUGAUUUUGAAGAAAAACAGAUAUUCUUGUGCCUGCUUUGUAAUCGUUUAUGGUGAGGCCUGUGCUGGAGGAAGUUCCUAUAGGCCCUGCACUUAAGAAAAGACAUCAGAGCAAAACUGUAAGAGUCUGGUAUUCAACAUUUAACAUCAGUGCUAAUGCAGCUGCAAAUACACCUUUAGCAUCAGACGUCAAAACACUGUGGUUCUGCAGAAAAACAACAGUGGUGCAGAAAUAUUAUCACACAGUAUGAUACAAUCAUAGCUACAACCAGCUGGAGGGGCUUGGGGUGAACUGUGGGGUCAUUUAUGAUAGGUGAGGUCAAAAAGAUGAAACAAAAGUCCUAAGACACCCAUAAUAAGCACUUUUUCUUUCAAACCUAUUCCCAAAAUCUUUGCCUGUUUUGUGAUCUAUUACACAUACAUCUUUUAGGUAUAAAAGGAAGUCACUCCUAAGGUUCCCUAAUGCAUUAAAGGGACAACACGCUGCUUUUUGUAAAGGGCAGUAAGGAUAAAACACCUUAGAGAUAACAGUUAAAAUCCUAAAAAUGCAAAAAGUGUAUAAUGUUUGUUUGGAUCCACCAUUAGUUACAACAAGAUAUGCAGUAACUAUUUUUUCUGGGGUCCUAAUCUUCUUUUCCUUUGUAUAUUUUGAACUUAUAUACUUGGAGACUUUACACUUACAUAACACUCAUUCUACACUUCAUUCAUACAGUAGCUCUUAUUCUCUAUUGUUUGUUGAAAAACAAACUAAUACAAAAAUAAGAUGAAGAAAGAAAAGUGAAGAGACAAAAAAGAAAAACAGAACUUAUCUUAGGGGUAACAAGAAAACUUAAUCCAUCAGAGCGAGGAGCUGAACUUAACUUCAUUCAUGGCACUCCAUAUGUAAACAAAUACACCUUUAAUUGUUUGUUAAAGCAACUUCUGUAUAUGAGCCUUAAAUGUCAACAGUUAUUUGAAAAUUGGAACUUUAUUAGGGGUUGGUCAUGAUUUCUGUAAAAGUCAUUUAUCAAUUAAAAGAAAAACGUUGAAUGGCUUAUGCAAUCAUUAUCUUAACCAAGGCAGAGCAACAGCAUACAAGCACAUGUAACGUCAGAAAAAAUGCAGCUGAGCAGAAGCUCUAAGUGGCGACUUAGAGAAUCUGGAGUUACCUCACAGUUCAGCACUAAAUAUAAACAGCAUUUGAGUAAUUGGAAAGAUAUAACCAGGGUUCAAUAACCAGGGUUCUGUGGUAUGUUAAACAACUGAGGGAAAGAGUCUGUGCAAAUGCUGGGUAAGAGUGUCAUGGUGAACUUUUAGUGUUAGUGCAACCACAGGAGGGAGCCAGAAACAUCUCAGACAGCCUGAGCAGCUCUUAACAGUGUGGUCCAGACAUAAAGCUGCCCUGGGGCCUGAGGAGGUCAGUGUGGCAUUUUACAUUCCCCUGUCUGCACCCUGAGGUUUUUCUAAGCAGACAAAUCAAUGACAACAAAUCCACAUGAUUGAAUGUGCCAACAGUUUACAUAACAUCAGCUGAGAGCUGUUAGGAAAUGAGCUUAGAGUGUAGCUGCUGCAGAUCCUCGGUCUAUUUCUAAUCUUUUAAAACCACCUGUCAAGCCUGAAGCGAAGCUUUUGGCUUCUUAAUGACCCAGGUAAAAGAUCAUUUGGAUUUGUGUCUGGUGUGUGGCACCAGGUAUUCUUGUCUACAGUCCUGCUAUGUCUCUAAUUAUUUCGACAUUUCCUGAAACACAAAUCUUCGCCCAAUCAUUAUGUGCAUGAAUUCACCUGCAACUGUGCCCAGAAGUCAGAAGACAUCAGGUCAGUGCCAUAAGGAGUCUGAUCAUACCUGACUGCUCUAAUUUCACUUCACCUCCAUCCAACAAUUCCCACAUUGCCCUGAGGCAGCACCUGAAGCAGCAGCUCUGUCCUUCACUGUCAGCAAGUCGCCUGUCCCCAAGUCCUGCUGUAUGUCAGAUAAUCUCUCAGGGUUUAGCUGGAGAACGAAUCCACCUGAGCGUCUUUUUAACUCCUACUGUCCUUGAGUUGCAGCACUGUAAACAAGACACAAGGAGUCACAAGGAGACCAACGAACAUGCACAAAAUAAAAUGCACAAUCGAUAAUUUCAUCCUUCUACUUCUUGAGAUUUGGGAAUGUUGGAGAUGUCAAUGUCAGAAGUGCUUGAAAAUGACAAAUUAGCUAUCUGUGUGUGUGUUUUCACAAACAUUCUGUAAAAAUUUAAACUGAUAAGGCAUUGGUGGUGUCACUUACCGCUUUUCUACAUUCAAGGCCAGUCAUGAGAUUUCUCCAUCAACCCUUUAAUAAAAUAUUUCCAGAAUAUAAAAAGCAAAUUUGUCAAAAUGUGUUAAAAUAAAUUCUUUCAGAUUAAGAUUACAGCUAUUUUCUGUCUCAACUUGUCACUUAGCUGUAACAUUGAGAUGCUUCAAAACCCAGAGGGGGAUUUGAAGCUGAUUUAAGUAAAGACGGUGCAAGGAUAACAUUGGUUAUCGCCUUAUCAGCUAAGGGUUGGACUUGCUAAUUUGCGGCUGCCUGGAGCACAGCCUGGCUGUAGUCAGCAUCCUGAAAAGGAUUAAUACAGCCGAUAUUUUUAGGUUUUACUCCACAGUCCUCAGCAACACUUUCUCUGUGGAUAUAUAUAGUCCAAAGACUUUCUGUCUAAUUGCACAAUUCUCUGACGCUGGUGGUAGAUGUUCUUCCAGAACCUUAAGACCACAACAAAGACAUUAAGACAAUGACAUUGACGUAAAUAAUCACAGAUCAAGCAGAGGUUUUAAAAGACAUCUUUUAAUUUAUUCAAAUGAUUCAAGAUUUAAGGAAAUUUCUGCUUUAAACCAAUGAUUUCUAUAGUAGCAAUUCCUCUCAUGUUAUAUUUACAAACACAUGUGUCAUAUAUAUAUUUAUAUUGUAUUAACAUUAACUGUAAAAACUCAACUCUGCCCAACAUCUGGAUAUUCAAAAGCUUAAGCAAAUAGUUACCCUGAGACAAGUCAACAAAUAUAACAAGGACUUUCCUUUGAACUAACCCAAGUCUCUACACUUCAACAACCACAGUAGUGGGGCAUUUCUUUUUUUUUUUUUCAGGAUGUGGCUAGUUUGAGUUAUUUACAUUUAUCUCAAACUAAAAGGAGCCCUGAAGCUUCACAGUGUUUCAGGGUCAUGAACUGGGCAACCUAUGUGAUCCUGGUACAGGAAUUUAUUGCCCGACUCCUCUAAAAUUUUUCUCCUUCAUAUGCAGCAAAUAACUGCUAACUCAUCUCUCUCCCAGCAUCCCAGGGCUACAGAGUUCUCACUAAGUUGAGCCUCAUAGCACCAAACAGUAGAGGGGUUCAGUGAAGAGGUUUUUAGUCUUCUUAUAGUUUUCUUCUUUCUUUUUAAAUAAAUACUAAACUUUAAAUAACUUAACUCUCUGCUUUCCUCUCUGUGCAUAGUUAAAUGUAAUUAUAUACAAUACAUACAACAGCAACAAUUGCUUUUUCUAGCUUUACAAGACUAAAAUGUUGGUCGGGAAGAAAACCGCCUGAAUAGAUCGCAGUGAUCAGGUUAAAGAUCACAGAGUAAAACGUUCAGUGCUAGGAUCAUCUGAGCUCAGAUAGCACUCUUCAUCGUAGGAGCACUGAGACCCUCUGAUGGCAUCAAUAAAGGGAAUAAGAUGGUGGGCUGGUGCUUUCUAGUCACUUUGGUUUUAGAUUUGUUCAUUAUCAAGUUACAUAAUAUUUCUCACUCAAUCGCCUUUUUCUUACUAAUCUAGCAGUUGUGUCCUCUUUAAAAUUACUCCAAACUGUUAUUUUUGGUCAAUGUAGUUAGUCUGUCUCCAUCAUUAUAUGUAUAUAUUUACAAGACAAGCUGUGAACCAAAGUUAUGAUGUUUAAAAUACAUCAUCACAUCCUCGAUAUUUUACUGAACCUUGCCUCAGAAACAGCCGAUCUCUAGACCAUGAGACUCUUUAUAAGAGAGGGACUGUACAUCUAUCUCAACAUAGAUGCUGUUGCUCACCUCUCUCCAUUCAUCCUUUACAACAAUAAUAAUGUGCAUCUGACCAAGAAAACAAAUUAUUGAGUGUUGUUGCUUAUAAAUUAUCUUUUACAUGUGGCUUCUCACAGCAAUAUACAUGUGCCUGAUUUCUUUUCAUCAUCAGGAUCCCCGCCACCCUCUUUCCUGUUGGGAUCAUUGAGCUCAUCAAACAGUCCAGUGUCAACCAUUUCCUGCUGCCACUGAAUGGGCACGGCCCCUGUGCUAAACUCCUUGAAGAAUUUAUCGUCCUUGGCGUCAAACUCAAUGCCUUUGAUCUCAGAGAACUCAGCGAUAUCGCCAGUGUCCUUUGCGUAGACAACGUUGGGCUUGGGUACCCAGGGAGGAGCCACCAGCCCGGCCUCGAGACGGGGGAAGUUGAUGGUCUUAAACCACACGUGCUUCCUGGGGUCUUCCAUGUUGUUCCUGUGGAGAAGGCAAGUGUUAAUGAUUGAAUUCUACAAUGUCAGUCGAUGUCAAUGUCGGCACUGGUUUACGCAACAGUUUGCUUUCAGUCAAGGUGAAAUUGUCCCUGUUGUGUGUAGCCAAUACUAAACAGUUUAAUUGACAAGCUUUUUCACUUUCACUGUAUCCAUUACAAUAGUGCCAGUGAUAUAAAUCAAACAUUUACAAUUCCCAAGAAAUGUGAGGGACUAAAUUCUAUGAUAAUUUCUAAAAAUGUAUCUUGAAAGUUUAAAUAAGCCCAGAUUCAUGAUAUUUUCCAGUUUAAACACAUAGAGGAACUCUUACUUCAUGCCCAGACGCUCUUCAAUUUUCUUCUUGAGGAACUGCUGGAUGAUGUCUUUGGUUGGGGCAUCAAAACCCUUGUGCUCCCACUUGGGCUCCUCGUUGAGAAUGCGGCGCUGUACCUCCUCCUUCUCCACUUUCUCCUUCUUGCUGUCAGGGCCUUUGAAGGGUGUGUAGCCGGCCACCAUCUCAUAGAUACUGCAGCCCAGGGCCCACCAGUCCACUGAUGUCCUGUAGGGGGUUUUGCUUAGAAGCUCAGGGGCCAUGUAUGCUCCUGUACCAGCCUGGAGAGAGAGAGAAGCGGAGGAAGGGAUUUUAAUAUAAAAACCUAAAAGGAAUCGUGUCUUUGACGUGUUGAGAAACAUGUAGAUCACUCUCUUUUUACCACCAGCUCUUCAGAUGGAAUUACUGACUUUACAUUCAUAAGGAAAUGUACAGAUUUAUUAGUUUUAAUCAGAAGUGACAGAAAACAUAAAGUUGGUUUUGUGGGGGGACAGAUGGCUUAAGUAUAACUUGAAGGUCAGUAACCUAGGCUACUUAAAGCUUCACUCCAGCCUUUAGCGUGUUCCCUUAUUGUCUGUCUGUGUAACUUUCACCUUUCCCUCCCUUGCUCACUCUCUCCCUGCUCCUUACCCUCUUUGACCUAAACUGCAGCCUCAGACCAGCAGCUUAAUCCUAAUGCUAAGCCUACUACCUGUCAAGAGUCAUGUAUGUCUACACACUGACAGAGUUGUCCCGGCUCUUAUAUAAAGGCUGGACAUUUCUGGAAGCUUGUGUCACCAGCACAGAUACGUAACAUCCGGACUACACGCAGUCAUGCCUGUAAUGUAUUAUCACUGUACAUGCAGUGCAAACUAGCAUUGAGCUGAGCUUCUGCAGGAACAGAUUUUUUUUUUGCAUAUUUCACUCAAAGUUCUAUGAAAGAUCUGUAUUUUAUAAGCGUACUACAACUUUUAUGGCUGUUUAAGCCAUAAAAGUGUUUGAAAACAAGCAAUGCAUACUAUUUUCUGUUCGAUUGAAAGAUUGUAAUCACUGAACCCUUGUUUGGUGUUACGUUGUUGUUACCUUUAGUGACAACACUUGCCCACAUGACCCUGGAAAUUUAUGCAGGUUUGCAUGCAAUAGUUAUUAUUCAGUCCAAUGUUACCUCACAAGCAAAUCCAUAGAUUUCUAUCAUCUGCAAUUUUGACCUCCUCUUGGGACUUUUUGCAGCUACAUUUUGUUCAACUGCAAUUUGUGUAUCUGUUGGUAAUAGGUUUAACCUCACAGGUAAAGCACCUGCACACUCUGGUCUGUCACAGCAGCCAAACUCUGUUAUGUAGAAUCCCACAGGUACAAAAUUAUCACCUAAAUUAAUCUAAUCUUGGUUCAAACAAGGAGCAGAUCUCAUUUGUCAACCCAGUUUAAGUCACCUUGUUUGCAAACUAACAUGUCUGAAUAUAUUCAACAUAGGUUUUUACCUGAAUCUGUCAAUCUAAUCAGGGACAGACUUGUGUAAUGCCACUAAGAGGAUUAGAGGACCAAAGCCAGCCUUGCCUGUAGGAGGUUAGCCCAGUCAUUUUGGCUGACUGAAGAGCAUCAGAGUACUGGAUAAUGAGCUUACUGGACUUUCAUGGAACUGAGAGCUUACUCUUUGCUACUGCAAGCAAGUCUCAAAGAAGGGAACCCUUCUUCAGUUCUUAGUUUUGUAAUUUUGUGUCAUACAUAGGUAAUACACUUUGGGUAAUUUAAGACAAAAAGUGGAAAUGAAUAUUAAAAUAUGCUGUUUUAUACACUGGUUCACUUACAUAUCUGUGGUUUUACAAUUUUCAGCUCAUGUUCUGCAUGUAUAAAACAUUUUUGCCAGCACUGAACACAUUUUUCAGAGCUUAAUGAUUAACCUAACAGACCAUUAUGAUCAAUUAAUAUCAUAUAUAUCAUAAUAUAAAUAAGUAUGAUAACAAGCUGAACCUAUUGAUGACAUGGUUACUCAAGUCCAGAACAAGAACAGCAGUGAACAGGCUUCAUAGUGUGCCAUAGGAAGUAACUGCAGCAUAGGAAAGGGAACUCUCCUCAGGUAACGCCUUUGCAGAAAUAGCCACAUCUCUACAGCCGUGUUGCUGGGGGACACUUUAUUUUAAUUCUCUGCAGCCAUUGAUUUACAGGGUAGUGGAACUCCAUGUCUCUGACAUAGUCCUUUACAAAACGGUGGCCUAUUAUUGGCCAUGCUAUAAUCUGUCACUAAAGGAUCAAUUGAGUUACAUAAUGGAUUCAAAGUCGUUCAUUGCACAGAUCUUUAAGUGGUAAUCCCUGUCCGGAUUUAAAGCAAAAACCCCACCAAGACUGACUGCUUGUACAAUAGCAUGAGCUCAGGUCCUCCUCUUUAGAUAAGUGAACUAGAAAGUAAAGAUGUAGACCAGACUAGAUCACCU
Molecule: messenger RNA, 12682 nt
Organism: Xyrichtys novacula (pearly razorfish)
Lineage: Eukaryota; Metazoa; Chordata; Actinopteri; Labriformes; Labridae
Source: the annotation of a GenBank genome assembly